GGCGGGAGCUACUUCCAUGUGGGCUUCCUGCUGUGGAUUGCUGAAUGAAGUCAUGGGUACUGGAGCUGUGCGUGGCCAGCAGGCUGGCUGGGGGGGAGGUGCUGGCCCCUUCAGAUUCACACCGAAUACAGACUUCUCAGCAUAUCCACCUCCAGCUGCGGCGGGCGCUAACAUAGUUUGCAAAGCCUGUGGACUUUCCUUUUCAGUUUUUAGGAAAAAACACGUGUGUUGUGACUGCAAGAAGGAUUUUUGCUCAGUUUGUUCAGUCUUGCAAGAGAAUCUCAGAAGAUGUUCCACUUGCCACUUGCUGCAAGAAACAGCCUUUCAGCGACCUCAGUUAAUGAGACUGAAAGUAAAGGAGCUGCGUCAGUAUCUGAUUCUCAGAAACAUACCAACAGAUACCUGCAGAGAGAAAGAAGACUUGGUGGAUCUUGUGCUGUGCCAUCACGGGUUAGGUUCGGAGGAGGAUAUGGACGCUGGUAGCUUGCAUUCAUCACGGUCACAGACUUCGGGGUUUUUUACUCAUCCAUUUUCUAUGUCUGUAUCGGUGUCAUCUCAAGGAGAACUUGCAAACAGAAGGGGAAGCACAGGAAAUGGAACACCUUUACGGGGACAAACGGAAACCUCUUCUAUAAAUAAUGAAGAAGAAGAAAGUGCAGAAGAGCAGACCCCUGGAUUGUCCAGAAAGCGAGCGAGGGCAUCUUUGUCUGAUAUUUCAAGUCUGGAAGACAUUGAAGGGUUGAGUGUUCGACAGCUGAAGGAAAUACUUGCGUGUAAUUUUGUCAACUACUCAGGAUGCUGUGAAAAAUGGGAACUUGUGGAAAAAGUGAGCAGACUAUACAGAGAGAGUGAGGAAAACCACAAGACACAGGGUGAGAAGAUGCAGCUGAACGACAACGAUGACAACCUGUGUCGGAUCUGCAUGGAUGCGGUGAUCGACUGCGUCCUGCUGGAGUGCGGCCACAUGGUCACUUGCACCAAGUGCGGCAAGAGGAUGAGCGAGUGCCCCAUCUGCCGACAGUACGUUGUACGGGCCGUGCACGUGUUCAAAUCUUAAACCCCAGACCAAAACCAGAUUUUGUAGUUGCCCUUUCAGCAAUGCUGGGGGCAGGAGUGCCGAGCCUUGGGGCGUAUGUCAGCUUUUUAGUUCUCGAUAAACGCACUGUUUUGAACAGCAGGAUCUAGAAGUUUCUGAAACAUUUUUCUACAGCAUACUGAACCCUAGGGUUGGGUGGUACCACACGAUGCCCGUGUGUACAGUGAUAGCGCUGCCUGACUUACCUUACAAACCCACAAACUGUUUGAGUCAAACUGUUUACAGCAGUUCUUGCUCUCUUCUGAAGAAUAUCACCUCUAAUUAGCGCAUUCAGUACUGGGCAAGCGGUACCUUUGCUCGACCAUACUAGCGUGUACGUUGUCUAGUGCAUUAGAAGCAAUGAAUGUAUCAGUUGAAUAUUCAGCUUUUACGUAAUUAUAGAAUGUAACUGUUCUGACACUGUCCCUGCAACAGUGUUAACAGUAUAAAAUACGACUGUAGAAAGCACUGCCAUUAACUGUACCUGCACAGAGGCCCUUAAGCAAUCUCUCCUGCGCAGAAUGUCUGCCAUUACACCUCUACGGUCUUGGCCAUUCUUUGUAAAUGUACAAAAAGCUCCGUCACUUUGCAGGGCUCUGCCGUGUGGUGUCCGAAUACCAAUUAUUAUGUGUUUUUUAGUUUAGGAAUAAAAGUAUUUUUUUAAAAAGGGGUAUAGUAAACCAUAUUACUGUGGUCCUUAAUCCACUCAUGCCUAUUGUAACUGUUACUCUUACACGUGAUGAUUGUACGCCAUGUGCCGACAACCUGACAUUACUGUGAAUACUGAUCAGGGUCAUGAAACUCCUUGCUGCUAACAUGUGGAAUGUAUGGUGUUACUAACCUUAAAUGGGAGGAGUUUAUUAAGGGAAAGGGAGGAUGGUAUUUGUUAAAACCUCACCUUAACAGACUUUUAACCCAGGCCGAGUCGCUAUUAACCACACUUCCUGGGGGCUGCUGAGGGACCUGCGCUGCCCUCAGCCCAGGCUCCAGCCGGGCCUGGUGCCCACAGCAGGGGUCAGGGCCCUCUCGGAGCAAGAAGAGUAACGGGCCCUGUGGCAGACAGCCUGGGGGAGAGGGGCAAGAGCCCCUCCCGUGCAGGGGUGAGGCUGCCCAUGGCCAAGCACUGUCACGACAGAGUUUGAGUCCACUGUGAAACCAAGGGGUGAUGAGUGAGCCAGUCUGUCCUGGGCGAUCACCCUUUAAGCUACAGUUUCUCCUGUUACUUACCCCCGUGCUGGCACUGUAGCAGAGACAGGGGCAGGCUUUGCCUAGGCUGCAGUACCCCCAAACUCUUACCCCUGCCACGCUGUCACGCCUGCUCUUGUCUUCUACAUGAAAAACUCACCUGGCUUGGAAAAGAGAAAGUAGCUCCUCCUCAAAAUAAAAUACACAGCCUAGAGCCACUGCUGGUUAUUUUUCAGAAGGGAGCAAACCUUUCAAUGGCUUUAUUUUUUAGAAGUAACUUUUUAAUGGUACUUAAUUCCUGGAGUCGCUGUCCAGCGGGUAAGCUAAUGAAGAAAACCCAGACCCUCUCUGUUAGGUCCGUGCUGAUCAUUAGCCACACAAGCUUAAUAAAGAUUUGCAAUGGGCUUUCUC
This is a messenger RNA of Egretta garzetta (little egret), 2671 nucleotides long. It is a transcript of the gene RNF34, whose product is annotated as ring finger protein 34. Gene Ontology annotation, cellular component: plasma membrane; cytoplasm. Gene Ontology annotation, molecular function: ubiquitin protein ligase activity. Lineage: Eukaryota; Metazoa; Chordata; Aves; Pelecaniformes; Ardeidae. Gene Ontology annotation, biological process: proteasome-mediated ubiquitin-dependent protein catabolic process; protein K48-linked ubiquitination; negative regulation of extrinsic apoptotic signaling pathway via death domain receptors. Bases 17 to 1057 code for a protein of 346 amino acids. The record is from RefSeq and is a predicted model, not a curated record. The transcript has 5 exons.